GUCAUUCCUAAGGAUUACACAGCUUCGCUUAACUGCCUCGUGAGCAACCGGUGAUACUCCCAUUUACGAACACGACACCCAGCGAGCAAUGCCCGUGGCGGCGCGCCUAUUCCGACAGAGAGAAAGUACAUGCGACUCCUCCCGGCACUCGUAGAAUAUCUCGAAGAUGAUUCAUUUUCUUUACUGGACCACAUCAUCGGCUAGGUAGCACCGCCAGCUCGGCGUUUUCACGAUGGGCAACAGCUACUCCCUCACUACGCCCUACGCUGGCGCCGCCGGCAUCGACGUACCAGAGCUGUCAGACCUGGUUCACGAACGAUCUAUCGGUAGUGCUCGCUUCAUGAAGAGCAUCCGCGCUCGCCAUCAUGAUGGAGUAGUUCUAGCCAAGGUCACCGUUAAGCCCUAUACACCACUAUCCCUGCGUGAAUAUGGCGACAAAAUCCUCCAGGAGAGAAAUAAAUUAAGAGACGUCCCGAACGCGUUGGGCUUCGAGCGCGCGUUCGAAACCGAAGGAAACGCCUAUCUCGUCCGACAAUACCUAUACAGCUCUUUGUACGACCGCAUGUCCACGAGACCAUUCCUCGAAGACGUAGAGAAGAAGUGGCUCGCUUUCCAGUUGCUGUGCGCGCUGAGGGACUGCCAUUCCCGGGACAUAUACCAUGGCGAUAUCAAAACGGAAAAUAUCAUGGUGACGUCUUGGAACUGGCUGUACCUCACCGACUUUACAGGCUCUUUCAAGCCCACGAAGCUACCCGACGACAACCCCAUGUUUUAUUCCUAUUUUUUUGACCUAUCGGGUCGGCGCACAUGCUAUAUCGCGCCGGAAAGAUUUGUCGAGCACAUAGAGAAUCCCCAGACGCAGCUACAAGGACAUAAGCUUACCUGGUCGAUGGACGUCUUCAGUGCUGGCUGCGUCAUUGCAGAACUGUUCCUGGAGACUCCCAUAUUCAGCCUUAGCCAAAUGUUCAAGUACCGCCGUGGCGAGUAUGACCCCGUGAUCUCGCACCUUAGCAGGAUACCAGAUCAGGGUCUACGGGAAAUGCUAUCGAGCAUGAUUCAACUUGACCCCGAGAAACGGUACUCUGCAGAGCAGUACUUGGAUUUCUACAAAGCCAAGGUGUUUCCGGAGUACUUUUACAGCUUCCUCCACCAGUACAUGGAGCUAAUUACUGAUCCAAGUUCUGGAAGGGCGCCCAUUUCCGGAUCCGCGAAGAAUCUAGGUGAAGCCGACGAACGCAUUGACCGGGUCUUCUAUGACUUUGACAAGAUCUCGUAUUUCCUAGGUUACCAAGACGAUAAAGAGCCAUCACAGCUUGCAUACUUCACACCUCGACUUGGCCUAGGUCUCUUCCCCGUACGACUAAACAUACCGAAUAAUGAACACUUUACCACCGCAAGGAGACAACUUCCCGCCGACGAUGGGACUCUUAUUUUUCUUACCCUUGUCGCUGCCUCUUUACGGAACACUGCUCAAGCAGCAUCAAAGAUCAGAGCCUGCGACAUCCUGUUAGCAUUCUCCGAGAGAUUAUCUGACGAGGCAAAGCUUGAUCGAGUUCUGCCGUACCUGAUGACUUUGUUGAAUGACGACGUGGAUCUCGUCGCCAUCGCGGCCCUCAGAUCAGUCACUCAACUUCUGGCUCUCGUAACAGUUGUUACGCCGGUUAAUGCCCACGUCUUCCCCGAAUAUAUCAUGCCUAGACUCCAGGUCUUUUUGUCAGGCGCCUCCAGACAACCCAUCAUGGGGAAGGACCGUAGAGAACCGAGUGCCCUAGUUCGAGCUACGUAUGCAUCAUGUCUAGGCAGCCUCGCCACGACAGCCUCGAGGUUUCUAGAGUUGACGGCCAUCCUACGGGCCGAGGGAUCCAUUAGCACCGCUGAUCCCGAAGUGGAGGCUGGAAGCGACCCCGAGGCUGCUUUUGAUGGAUUGUUCGACAAUGCUCAAAGCGAACUGGUGGAGCUAUUUGAAACCCAUGCUAAAGCGCUAGUGGAGGACUCGAACGCCUCUGUACGCCGAGCAUUUCUCAGCUCCGUUCCAGAGCUCUGCAUGUUCUUCGGCAGUGCGGAGUCCAAUGAUAUAAUCCUCACCCACCUCAAUACCUACCUCAACGACCGAGACUGGAUGCUGAAAUGCGCCUUUUUCGAUACCAUCGUUGGCAUUGCUGCCUUCCUCGGCAGUACUAGCCUAGAGGAGUUCAGCCUACCGCUGAUGGUCCAGGCUGUUACCGAUCCGGAAGAGCAUGUCGUUCAGGCUGCGUUGCACUCUUUGGCCGAGCUGGCGAAUUUAGGUCUCUUAUCGAAGGCAAAGACUUGGGAACUAAUCGACGUUGUUGGCCGCUUCACUAUGCACCCGAACCUGUGGAUCCGGGAAUCAGCAGCAGAGUACAUAUCUAGUGCUGCGAAACUGCUGUCGCCCGCAGAUAUCAGGUGUAUUGUUCUGCCUCUCGUUAAGCCUUUCUUGAAGCCAUCCAUAAUCCCCGACUUUUCCGAGAUCUCUCUGUUAGAUGCGUUAAAGAGACCUCUGUCAAGGUCUGUAUUUGACCUGGCACUCUCAUGGGCGCAGAAAACAGAUAGGGGGUUGUUCUGGAAGGCUGUCCGGCAACAAAAGCAGUCGACAUUUACAAUCGCAUCUACGGCGCUAGCGGUCCGGGCGUCCCGCGAUAUGCAGCCUCAAACGCUCAAUAAAGUCUUGCGGAAUGACGAGGACGAGCAAUGGCUGGCACGGCUUCGGAAUAUGGGAAUGAUGCCCGACGACGAAUUCAAGCUCCUCUCCCUGAGGGAGUUCAUUUGGCGCUUAAGCCAGAUGAAAAAUCGUGACUCGAUUACUCAAGAUAACAUCGCCACGUCCCUGAAUAAUAUCAUCCCUCUUAGAAGCUUAAAUGUUAAAGUGCAGACGAUAAUGUUCGACGAAACAAGUGCCCUUGAAGCGCCAACGUGGCAACAGCAGCGAGGCUUGGAUUCGGACAAGGGCCCGUAUACUAUCGCCGACGCCCUAUUAGAUGCGUCGAUGACCAUCGAUGAGCCAGUCGGGAGGAGGCGCCGUGCCGCUAUCAACAGCCACCGCUCACGAUUUAGCAGUCGGACGGGGGCGAUUUCGCCAAGGGCCGGAGAUAACAAGGCAUUAUCGCCAUCGCGAACUCAACCAUCGUCGCCGGUCGACAGUGCUGGCUUUGAGGAAGCACGCGGGGCCUCAUCGGCAAAGCGUGGCGCAGGUUCCCAGGACGACGAUGCGUCCAUUUCAGAUGCCCCAUAUUCUACACGAAGGAUCAUUCGUCACCAGUCGAGCGCCUUGGAUCUCCUCAACAGGAAAGACAGUAGCAGGUCCGUUGCAGAGACGGGAACGACCGAAGCAAAUGCGUUCGGUCAAGUCGAGGGCCCCUUUGCACCAAACCCGCCACCCCAGAUCACGAUUCCUGAUCACUUUACCGAGGAUGGGAGGCCGGGGGUCCGGCUGCGCGCUCCUCACACGUACGAGGGUAACGACCCUAGCAUAUUGAAGAUGCUAGAUAAUAUGUACAUCGACAACUACCCGCAUGAUGUCACUCAAUUUGGGCCCCUCGUUUCUCCUAUCACGAGGAGGAAGGUUAGCAAGGCGAGCGGACAGCCUAUCGAGGAAGCGUGGAGGCCAAGCGGCAACCUUGUCGCAACAUUCUCUGAGCACACGGGUGCUAUCAAUCGCGUUUUGCCGUCCCCCGACCACCUAUUCUUUAUCACUGGCGGCGAUGACGGUUGUGUCAAAGUCUGGGACUCGUCGCGGCUCGAACGCAACGUUACCCACCGUGCGCGCCAGACUCAUAGACAUGCUCCGGGUGCCAGGGUUGUCGCUCUGUGUUUCAUCGAAAACACUCAUACUUUUGUCAGUUGUGAUACUGAUGGUAGAGUUCACAUCGUCAAAGUUGAUACAGUGGCGACGGGCGGAGGGACGAAGUAUAUCCGCCAGCGACUUCUACGCGAGUAUCAACUUCCGACGGGCGAAUAUACCGUCUGGUGCGAGCACUUCAAGCAGGAACUGAAUUCGGUGCUCGUGCUCGCAACGAAUCGGUCUCGUAUCCUCUCGAUGGACCUUCGAACCAUGACGCUUCUGUACGUUCUCGAAAAUCCGGUGCAUCAUGGCACACCGACGUGUUUUUGUAUCGAUAGAAAGCGCAACUGGCUCCUUCUAGGUACAUCGCACGGUGUCUUGGAUUUGUGGGACCUGCGGUUCAAGAUGCGACUUAAAGGCUGGGGUCUGCCAGGCAAGUCGGCCAUAUAUCGCUUGAGCCUCCAUCCUACCAAGGGUCGAGGGAAAUGGGUAUGCGUGGCAGGCGGCACGGGCCUAGGGGAAGUGACGGUUUGGGACCUCGAGAAAACGCAGUGUCGGGAGAUCUACCGCACAGGCGGAUCGAAGGAGGGGCCCAAAGAGUACAAGCCGUGGGACAUUGACGAAGAUAAGCCGGAGAGCAUGCUUGGCCGCUUCGCGACAAAUAUCGAGCCUGCAGCCAGCGGCAACGCGGAUCGGGGGGUCCGAGCGAUGGUGGUCGGCUCCGGCGCUAUGGAAGAUCAGCGUGACGUGCGUUACGGGUACAUCUUAACCGGCGGCUCGGACAAGAAACUCCGCUUCUGGGAUCUGAUCCGCAUCGAGAGCUCGUGCGUGUUCAGCGGCUUGCAGAAUGACGAUGCUAAACCCGUCUUCGUCACGGUCAACACGCCGAAUCAGCCCGGACUGGGCUUGAACGUGGAGAGACAUGCCAAGGGGGGAAGCGCGAUGGGCGGAGAGCAGAAAGGCGCCAAGAGCGGGAAGACGGGGAACAGCAGAGAGAAACCACCCAGACACACCGUCAUAUCUGUAGAACAGGGACAGCUGUUGAGGAGCCAUAUGGAUUCGAUCCUGGAUGUGGCGGUGCUGGAAGUGCCUUAUACGAUGACGGUGAGCGUAGACCGGUCCGGCGUCAUAUUUGUCUUCCAAUAGGAAUUGGACUUGUUACAGGCCGGCGUCGGAGCAGGGUAUUGGCUUGUAGGUAGAGAAAUAGGGCAACGGAUAGGCAGAGACGUCGUAUGAGGUGUGGAAGCGGCAAGUAACGACGACGAGGCAACGCAUGCGGUUAUGAUACAAUGGCUCUGGUGGUUGCGAGUAUUUGCCUCGUAGCCAGGUGUUAUAUUAGGUACCUGUAGGAUGCAGUAAUUCCCGCUGUUCCAGGUACCUUGGGGUAGUUCAAUCUGGCUCUCAUACCCUGAAUUGGGUGGAUGGGAAUACGUACGGCCCGCAGUAUAUAGUAGGUAAGUA
Molecule: messenger RNA, 5260 nt
Organism: Durotheca rogersii
Lineage: Eukaryota; Fungi; Ascomycota; Sordariomycetes; Xylariales; Xylariaceae
Product: ARM repeat-containing protein
Exons: 2
Coding region: 233-4945 (1570 amino acids)
Biological process (GO): autophagy of peroxisome; macroautophagy; late endosome to vacuole transport
Cellular component (GO): late endosome; phosphatidylinositol 3-kinase complex, class III, type II; phosphatidylinositol 3-kinase complex, class III, type I
Molecular function (GO): protein binding; protein serine/threonine kinase activity; ATP binding
Source: RefSeq, a predicted model, not a curated record